Nothobranchius furzeri (turquoise killifish) is the source of this 2241-nucleotide messenger RNA. Its product is annotated as zinc finger protein 185. The record is from RefSeq and is a predicted model, not a curated record. NCBI's taxonomy places the organism in Eukaryota, Metazoa, Chordata, Actinopteri, Cyprinodontiformes, Nothobranchiidae.
CACACACUUUGAUCAACUGAUAAAGAUUUAACAUCCUGAUGCAGAACUUGGCAUCAACACAAAGCGGAGGGGGCGGACUCUGAGACUGCAGGGAAGUGGAUGUUGGAGUUCAGGUAUCACCACCUUCCUGCCUGCGUUAGUUAACAGCUGAGAAGUGGCUCGGCACCAUCUGCUCCGACAACUUCGCUCCAACAGGCUGAGCAUCGAGGGAAACAUCCGCAUCAUGUCAGAAGAAGUUGACAGAAAGGGGGUGCUGAAAAACAUCAAAGUGCAGACCUCAGUAAAGAACGACUGCAGUUGGAUCAGAUCAGGAAACAACCAGCUGGAUCCAGUCAUCCAAAAGGAGAAAACUAAACCUGUUCCUGCAAAAAAGAGUCAAUUAGUUCUGCAGGCGACCAAGAAAUUUGAAUCAGAAAAUACUGCACCAAGUCUCCCUGCUCAAAAGACGUCACGUUUUCCAAACAAAGGAGAUUCAGCUAAUCAGGGCAAAUUUAAUCCUGUCUCAAAAGAUGCUCCAAGUAAGGAAUCACAAGUGGAGACCAAAGAAGAUAUAAAGCUUCAGUCAACCACAGAACAGCUGGUUCAAAAUUAUAAGGCUCAGGAAGACAAAUUAGUUCCAAACAGAGGACACAAAGAGGUAGAAGCUAAUGUGUUAGUAGACAAGCCUGGAGUAAACGUCAAUGAGAAAGUUGGUGAAGUUGUUAAAAAGGAAGACCAAACCCAACCAGAUGCUUUAGGAAAGCAGAAUAAUGAUGUGGUGUCUCCCGUGAAGCAGGAAGAGCCAUCACCUGCCAACAAAACUGCAGAAGUCAAAGAACAUGUAGAUGCACCGACUGAGCUAUCAAAUAUGAAUAACACUGAGGAUAAGAGCUCAGCUGAUGCUGAAGUGGAAAGCUGUGUUACAAAAGCUUCUGCUGAGGGCGGCACAUCAGCCAACUCGGUACCUGCUACAGUUCCUGCUGUAACUCAAGUUGAGCCGAAGCCUAAAGUUGAACCUUUGACCAAAACAGAGCAGGCAAAAAAUGAAAUUGUGAAAGAUGCAAGUGUUGAAGUUUUGUCUACAAAAGGUAGCUCAGAGAAAUGUCCUUCAGCAGAAUCAAAUAAAGUGUCUGCCCCCUUUAAGCCCAAGCUGCUGCCUGAAACCAGUGAUCUUGCUGCUGAAGCAGGCAAACAUGCUUCUCUUCACGCCAGGGUGGACUCAGCCCCACCAGUUAAAUCUGUAAGCAGUUCACUGGCUAAACCUUCCAAGGAUUCACCUACAGAGAGCAGCUGUGAAAACCAUCCCGCAGAACAGGAUGAGAACAAGGUUUUAGUUAUUGGUGUAGUGUUGGAGUCUCCUGCUGUGGUCAAUGCAGCACCUACACAAGAGGCUUCUCCGCUUAUCAGUGUGCAACCACUUUCCAUUACUCUACCUGAAUCACCUGCAGCUGAAAGUUCUUUUAGGUCUGCAGUGUGUGAAGUAAAUGCUGCAGCUCCUGCAGAGCCAGCUCCAAAGACCAGAACCGAGGAGGUAGUUGAACACAAAGUCCGAUCCGUUGAUUUCAACUCUCCUGAAGACAGCAUCACGCCGCCACUUGAGGAUGCAUUUGACCACGUGAUGGUGCUGGAUAUAAAAGAUGCUUUUGAACUUGAGCCCGCUGCAGACACUCGGGAGUAUUUAGUUAACAAGCUAGUCGUUGAUCCGACUGAUGCUUUAGAUUUCGAUGCAGCGAGCAACGAAUCAACAAAACCUAAAGAUUCAGAACAAACCCUCCCAGAGGAGCAGAAGCGGAAGAUUGACGACACCAACGUGAAUCACCUUAAGAAGCCUGCAGGGGAGAUAUGUAAUAGAGAAACUCCCAAAAAGGACAGCAUCAGGUCUUGCGAAUCGACCUGUUAUUACUGUAACACAACCAUUGAUGGAAAAGUGAGGAUCAUAGUGAAUGAACCUGCAAUAGUCUGCCACGAAGAGUGCCUUAAGUGUGGCGUUUGUGCAAAGGUCCUUGGAGACUUGCUGACUGCCAUGUUCCAGCACAAACAUCUGAUCCAUUGCAAGGAUUGCUUCACGAAAGCUGUUCAUCUGGACUAGCUACUAUGUGUGUCAAGGGGAAUAAUGUGCUGCCUGUUGCUCCACUCUGUGUUUUUCUAAACUACUUCAUCUGAAAAUGAAGACAUUAAGGAUUUUGUGAUUGAAUCGUUUGUCUGCUGUAAUCACAAUUAAAAUACAACAUGGUUAAAAUAAAAUGACAAGUAAACACGUCA